Molecule: messenger RNA, 2391 nt
Organism: Brenthis ino (lesser marbled fritillary)
Lineage: Eukaryota; Metazoa; Arthropoda; Insecta; Lepidoptera; Nymphalidae
Source: the annotation of a GenBank genome assembly
AUGAGAAAUUCUACGAACAUAUUUCUGGUGAAUUUGAGCAUUGCUGAUCUUAUGGUGUUAUUGGUUUGCACACCAACUGUACUGGUUGAAGUCAACUCUAAACCUGAGACUUGGGUGCUUGGAAAAGAAUUAUGUCUAGCGGUACCCUUCGUAGAGCUAACAGUUGCACACGCUUCAGUCCUCACGAUAUUAGCGAUAAGCUUCGAACGAUACUACGCCAUCUGUGAACCAUUAAGAGCAGGCUACGUGUGUACCAAAACACGAGCUACCCUCAUAUGUGCACUAGCGUGGUUCUUCGCAGCGCUCUUUACUAGCCCAAUCCUGGCAAUCGCUGAAAUUCACACCGUGACAAGACAAGACGGAACCUUCCAUCAAUGUCUUACUCAAGCUGUCACUUUUUGGCAAAUUACUUUCUUCGUCAUGGUCAUCAUUUUCCUUUACCUCCUUCCUUUAAUUAUCCUCAUAGUUCUUUAUACUGUUAUCGCCAAAAAUUUGAUAUCAGCUGCCUCAAAAGUAGUGCUAAAUAAGACUGUAGACCCAUAUAAUGCUAGGGCAAGAAAACAAGUUAUUUUAAUGCUUGGGACAGUAGUUUUGUGCUUUUUUCUAUGUUUAAUGCCUUAUAGAGUAUUAGCUCUUUGGAUUAUAGUCACUCCGUCUGAAAUUUCUGACAACGUUAGUCCAGAAAAGUGGUAUAACUUAUUAUAUUUUUCUAGAAUUAUGCUGUACAUAAAUUCCGCUAUAAAUCCUAUUUUGUACAAUUUAAUGUCGUCCAAAUUCCGUAUAGGCUUUUGUAAAGUAUGCAUAUGCUAUAAGAGAUCUUCAGAAAGAACGCAAAACAGACGAGCUCAAAGGACUGCCACCAAUGGUUCUACUACAAGCAGCAGUUUGUCUAGAACUACGAAUAGUUUGAAGAAACUAUUUAGCCACAGAAGUAGCUUGGACAAAAGCGAUACAGAAUCUGAAAGUAAAGAGACCAAAGAAGAAAAUAAUAGACUCUUUAAUAGGAUAUUUUCAAACAAACGAAUUGUUAGACAGCAAUCUGCUCCAGUAUGCUCAAAUCCGAAAACCAAAGUCAUUAACCGUAUGAGAAGUGAAGGCAGCAUGCUAGAAGACGUUCUUAGUGACAAAAGGGAGUCCAGAAGCGAUACAACGAAGUUCAUCGGACAUUCCAGAGUUAGUGCUAGAAAUAGAUCGGACAUUGAAUUAGAACAAUCUAGUCGUAACUUCUCUUUGAGGCGAAGUGUUCUUAUAAACAGUGCUAAAGCGAAAAGUGUGGAGAGUGACCCUAAUAAAAAUCCAAUUUUGGGAGUGGCGACAUUCACACACGAGAAAUAUCAAGAUGGCACUGAAGUACCUGUCUGUCUUACGCAAGCUGAUACAUUCUGGUCUGCGCUGUUCUUCAUACUCAUCAUAGCUGUCUUCUUUAUCAUACCACUGGGAGUACUCCUGGUCCUAUACAGCGUCAUUGCCAAGAACCUGAUGGAAAAUCCAAUAAUAAUAUCACAACAUGGUAAAAACGCAAACAAUGCUGGUAACGUUAUAAGAUAUCGUAAACAAGUAAUUCUAAUGCUUGGUACAGUUGUUCUAUCAUUUUUCAUAUGUCUUCUCCCUUUCAAAGCUCUCACUCUAUGGAUCAUAGUGUUCCCACCAGAGACAAUAUUGUCGUUAGGCAUAGACGGUUACUAUAUACUUUUAUAUUUUUGUAGAGUUAUGCUGUAUUUAAACUCAGCGAUAAAUCCAAUAUUGUACAAUUUGAUGUCAUCCAAAUUUAGGGAUGGGUUUGUAAAGUUAUUGAAAAUAAAUAACUUAAUGAGGUGUGGUAGGAAUUUGAGGGAAAACAUGCAAAGGAGAGAUACGUUUAACACGACAACUUCAACAGGUUUCUCUAGCAGCCAAAAUACUAGUGACUCUUUUUGGAGAAGAUAUAGUAACAGAGCAUCUUCUCAAAAGUUCUUCAUCAAUAGAGAUAGUAAGAAAUUAAAAGAGGUGAAAGAAGCUUUUGAUACAAAAGUACAACAGGUUAAAGUAGGAGAAAUUAUUAAUGUUGAAAACACUAGGCGUAAUAGUAUGAAAAUAAUCGCAGCUCUAAACGAAUUGAAUGAUAAUUUGGGUGAUAUAAUAAAUAUUGAUGACGUUAAACGUAAUAGUGUCAAAGUGAAUGGUAUAUAUAGUGAUGUGAAAGUUGAUGUCCAUAAUAAUAUCGAUAGUGAUGUAAGUACAGAGAACAAUAAACAAAUACAAAUAUUGAACUUAGAUGUUAAAACUAAUAAUGUUUAUUCCGUAACGUUAGACGUUAGCGAGAAGUGCGAAAGGAACAGAUUCGUCUGCGUACCGGCGCAAGAGAGUAAAAAAAUAUUUGUAUACGACUUUAAAAGUAACGAAAGUUUUGUU